Messenger RNA from Debaryomyces fabryi, 504 nucleotides. RefSeq lists its product as uncharacterized. The coding region runs from base 1 to 504 and encodes 167 amino acids. Lineage: Eukaryota; Fungi; Ascomycota; Pichiomycetes; Serinales; Debaryomycetaceae. The record is from RefSeq and is a predicted model, not a curated record. The transcript has a single exon.
AUGACUUGUAUGACAAGUUUAAAGGAAGAGAAGAGACCUUUAAAUCCACUGAAUAAAAUUGAACGACUGAGCGAUAGAGAAAAGGAACAUGAGAUAAAUAACGAAAAUGCUUCAGGGUCUGCAAAUACUGCUUGUGACCUUGUUAGCCCGGAGAGGAACGAUUAUGAAAAGCACUUGCAAGAAGUGCCAAAAGACCAACCUACAAUGAUAGUGAGUUUGCCAGUUCCACGAAAAGGAGUCGCUAAUAGUAAGGAUGGUAACUCAGAUGACGUUCAGAGAAAAUCACCAGCUCAAAAGGAAUUGAAUUCUGUCCAAAGGAAGAAGCAAAUAGCGGAAUAUAAUUCACUAAAACUCAAAGAAGAAAGACAACAACGAUACAAGACACGAUAUGGCGAUGGGCCAGCGUUUCUAUAUGGAAACUGUGACCCUUCCAGAGUGUCUACGAGCGACGAAGACGGCACGCCGCCGUCGAAGAGAAAAAAGAGGGUCAGCUUCGAAUUUUAA